AUGGAGUACUACUCGUCGUUAGAUGCUUCCCAGCUCGACUCGGAAAGACCAACGCUAUUCGAGCUAAUAUCAGCGAACCAACUCGAGUCGCUUCUCUCGCCGUCAUUGCGAUAUAUCCUCGUUCAUUAUGCCGGCAGGUAUCCUCGGUACUUGCUCAAAAUCAACAACUACUUCGAUGAGAUCAAUUUGCUAUUGCGAAGCUUUAUUGAAUGGUAUUUCUUGACUUACUGGCAAGGCUCCUUCACCGAGAACUUCUACGGGUUGAAGCGGGUGAACCAAACUCCGCUUUCUGAGGGAAACUUCAAUAGUGGCAAAUUGACGCAGUUGGUCCCCGCGAUGAUUGAAGAGGGAAGACAACUCACGGGUGUGCAGAAGCUCGUUUCUCUUUUCGAAGUUACCGGUGUCACAUUUUUGUCGGAAAAAUUGCAGUACUGCUACGAUGUGUGGCACACCAAAUACAUCACCAACCAAUUGAAUCCGCACGCGUCGUUGACCAGGAAGGAAAACAUUAUAAUCCAGAUUAAGCGGAAAUUCGUGGAACUAUACCCCUAUGUUCAAAGUGCUUACCGGUUGGCGAACUUUGUAACCACGUUGAUGUACUUGAGCGGUGCUUCCAAGUCUCCGACUCUAUUGACAUUUCUUUUCAAGAUGAACUAUAGUCGAUUGAAUCAGUACGACUACGAUAAGAACGAGCCGGAUCAGAAACUAAAAGACCACGAGAAACAAAAUAAAAUUGCACCUCCCACGACAGUUGAAUUUGUGCUUGAUUUGCUCAGUAGGAGAGUUCAGCACCCGCUUUGGAAAGCAACCAAGCUCGUCUUGGGCACCUUCUUCCCCGUGGCGAUUUUCUCGUUAAAGUUUCUCGAGUGGUGGAACAACUCGGAUUUCUCCAAGAAGCUCUUGAAGAAUCAAGGCACCGCUCUUACAUUCACCUUGCCGCCUCCAUCCUCAUUAACCAGAGCACUUCGCCAGCAAAGAGCUCGUGCCCACGAGGACAAGCACAAACGCAACAAGAAGCCUUACAAAUCAGGUAAAGUUUGUCCCUUGUGCAAAAAGGAAAUCACGAAUCCCGCCAUCAUUGAAACCGGGUACGUGUUCGACUACUCGUGCAUAUACAACUACUUGGAAAAGUCACACAUCAUCGUGUCCAAGAAAGCCCAACUGAAGAAGGAGGAAGAGAAUGACAGCGAAGAAAGCGAGACGUCUGAUAUUGAAGACUCUGAUGAGAAGAAAGAGCAUAAAGUCGAGAAAAAGGAGGUGGUUGAUGAGACAAUAAUUGACAUCAACAAAGGUGGAAGGUGUCCCAUCACGGGGAGAAAACUCUUGGGGUGCAAGUGGAACCCACUUACAAAUGAAUGGCAGAUUGAAGGGAUACGCAGGCUCAUCUUCUAG
Molecule: messenger RNA, 1392 nt
Organism: Lodderomyces beijingensis
Lineage: Eukaryota; Fungi; Ascomycota; Pichiomycetes; Serinales; Debaryomycetaceae
Source: the annotation of a GenBank genome assembly